This is a messenger RNA of Radiomyces spectabilis, 570 nucleotides long. RefSeq names its product linker histone H1 and H5 family-domain-containing protein. The transcript is spliced from 3 exons. Lineage: Eukaryota; Fungi; Mucoromycota; Mucoromycetes; Mucorales; Radiomycetaceae. Gene Ontology annotation, cellular component: nucleus; nucleosome. Bases 1 to 570 code for a protein of 189 amino acids. Gene Ontology annotation, biological process: nucleosome assembly; negative regulation of DNA recombination; chromosome condensation. The record is from RefSeq and is a predicted model, not a curated record. Gene Ontology annotation, molecular function: nucleosomal DNA binding; double-stranded DNA binding; structural constituent of chromatin.
AUGGCUACUCCAAAGAAAGCUUCUACUUCUUCGACCAAAAAGGUGGAUCAUCCUACCUACGAGCAAAUGAUCAAAGCGGCCAUCCUUGCUCUCAAGGAGCGUAAAGGAAGUUCCAGACCGGCUAUCAAGAAGUAUAUUCUGGCAAACUACAAAGUGUCACCUGGUGCCCAUUUUGAUACGCAGAUUUCCGCUGCCAUUAAGCGAGGCGCAGCAAAGAACAUCUUUGCUUUGCCCAAGGGUCUUUCGGGUACUGUAAAGUUAAUCAAGCCUGAAAAGAAGGCGGUGUCGUCUGAAAAGAAGGACGAAAAGAAGUCGGCGGCCAAGAAAGCUUCACCAUCCAAGAAAGCGAGCACUACCACAAAAAAGGCGGCUCCAAAAAAAUCUACGUCCACCACAACAGCAAAAAAAGCCGCUGCUCCCAAGAAGACGACGACCAAAAAAACUCCCACGAAAACCAAAUCAACUGAAAAGGCAGGCGUGAAAGCUUCCACUGCGACCAAGAAGAAGAAGAUCGUGGCGGCUGCAAAGAAGAGAUCGACCACCACCAAGAAAGCGGCUGCCAAAGCAUAA